Triticum aestivum (bread wheat) is the source of this 2325-nucleotide messenger RNA. RefSeq lists its product as uncharacterized. The transcript is spliced from 5 exons. Bases 1 to 840 code for a protein of 279 amino acids. NCBI's taxonomy places the organism in Eukaryota, Viridiplantae, Streptophyta, Magnoliopsida, Poales, Poaceae. The record is from RefSeq and is a predicted model, not a curated record.
AUGGUCGUUGGUCCCACGUGUAAGGGACUCUCGUUGUUCUCCUCAGCGUUAUGCUGGGGUUGGAGAGAAUUGUGGCUGAUUCCUGCGCGCGUUGUGCCGGGUCCACCCACUCACGGGCCUUUUCUCCGGGUCGUCCGGUGCGCUCGCCUUAUUCCCGGGUCGUCUGGCGCCUUUAGUUUAGCUUUACACAAAGUCACUGAUGCCGGGGCCGUGUGGAGGGGCGGGGCCGGUGGUCAGUUGCUCUGUGUUCCCUCGCUGCUAGGUUCGCGUGGCCGAUGCACGGCUGGCAACUGGACGUGUGAGCACCGCGCGUUGGGUCCUUCGUGCGACGCGUGCUCGUCUCAGUGCACGCCGCGCCCUGCUCUGGUGGCAAACCCUUCCCCAAUCACCACAGCCGCCACACGCCUCCCUCCUUCCUCCUCGCCCGCACCCCUGUCGCGGCGCCCAUCCCUUCCAUCUUCGUGUUUCUCCUCCUCCCAGGACUACCUCCCGUCGCUUAGGCUCCAUGGCGGCGCCCGGCUCGAGGCGAGCCUGGUGCAGAUGCUGGUUUGGUCGGCAAGAGACGUUGCACCGCCGGCUGUAGUAGACAGGAUUGGUGUUGGUGAUGUCUGUAGGUAUUUUCGUGCUCGCCAGUUACACAAUUCCAGGUUAUGGGAUUGGAUCUCCAUUUUCCAAGUCUUAGCUGAUAAGUACAUAGUGCGGAAAAAUCUCUAUGUACUGAUGUUGUGCACAUCCAAAUACAAGCAAUUGGUGCAUCUAGGAGGAAGGGAUCUAGAGACAGCGAUGGGCAAAACAAUUCCGCGGAGGCAGCAAGACGCAGUUCUCGACAAAUCACUAUAAGGUGUUCUCUUUUGACCUGUUGAUUUUACUGUCUCUCUGGUUUUGAUUUCCUGGUAUAAAAUUUACUAAUUUGAGAGAAAAGCGGCGCAAGGAUCCAAUGGAAGAAUUUGGUGAAGAACAAGGUCUCCAUCAUUUGGCGUCAAGGAAGGGAAGACCUACGUUGCACAGAUACUUGGAUACGUAUCGGAUACGCGAUACGGGGAUACGCCCGAUACGUCAAUUUUCUAAAAACUAGGAUAUGGGGAUACGUCUAUAUAUACAUAUUAAUUAUUAAAGAUAUGAAAAAAUAACGAGUUUUUGGUAGGAAACGUACUGUUUUAUUAAAGAAAUUGAAGUCUUCACACCUACGUACAUAAUUCAGAGAAGGAGAUGGAGAAGAGAGAUCAAAGAAAGAGGGAGAUGAGAACAUACCUCCUGCAAGGGAGACACAGAUGUCUUCUGCCGGCGACGAGCCGGUGACCGAUCAGCGUCGAUUGGAUUGGAAUUCAGAAGGUGAGAAGGAGAGAAGAACAUGUGGGAGAGGAGAGGAUUGGAGCUGAGAAUUAAUGGAGAGUUGGAGACCUGCGGGCUGCGGCUGCUCGCCUGCUCCAAGGAGUCGAGAGGACGAGCUGCCCGCUGGGAAUUGAUGACGUGCAGCGGCACCAGGAGGGAAUCGAGGAGUUUUCUGUUUUUCACGUCGAAAGAAGGGGUUGCCGUAUCCAAAACGUACGCUGAGAGGCCUGUUUGGCCGUUCUUUUGCUGGCUAUGACUGUAAUAGACUUUAAUGUUAGUGUUACCAGGUUUUUGCCCCACGGCAUCCGUUUCGAUGGCGAGCAGAUGUGGUGGGUUUCUUGGUAAUGCUUGAACUCGCUCUACCCUCUUUCCCUCCUCCUGUCAACUUGAAUUUGUUUGUAUUUCUGUUCUUAGUAAUGGAAAGGGGUAAAGCCCGGUUCAAAAAUAAAAUAAAAUCAAACACUAUUUUUUUUAAAUUAACAAAUCACAGGAUACUUACGGGAUAUGUAUCGGGCAGUAUCAGGGCAGUAUCCGAGUAUCAGGGCAGUAUCCGGCUGGAUACGCGCACUUUCUAAAGUAUUUGUGCAACGUAGGGGAAGACCAUGUCAUCAUUUGGCCAGUGCAGGUCCCCAUGCCUCUGUAUCUGCCCUCGAAGCCGGGUUCCGCGAGCUAAGAUUGCAGGGGAGAAUGAACGUGCAAGUUUGCAGCAGCAAAGGUUUUUCUACAUUUGAUGGGUAGCUAAAUUAGUUUGAUUUCACGGAUGAUGGAGCCUUGAUGUGUGACAUAGUUCCUGGUGAAGAAAUAUUUGUUAGGUCUAUGUAUGUGUGUACUGGAGUUGGUGCAUCUCCAAGGAAGAACCAAACCCUUCUUCCUAUCUUAUCAUAUGCUACACUUAAAUGCAAAGUGUUAGCUAUGUUAACUGUUUCAAUCCUUGUUUGAAAAUGUGAUUGAUUACAAACUGCGCAUGCUCAAGUAUAUAUUUGUAAAAAGAAG